Molecule: messenger RNA, 709 nt
Organism: Dendronephthya gigantea
Lineage: Eukaryota; Metazoa; Cnidaria; Anthozoa; Malacalcyonacea; Nephtheidae
Product: myosin-2 essential light chain-like
Exons: 2
Coding region: 170-607 (145 amino acids)
Cellular component (GO): myosin II complex
Molecular function (GO): calcium ion binding
Source: RefSeq, a predicted model, not a curated record
UACACUCACAUAACCUGUCGGCCCUCAUCGUAACCUGAAUAAUUUAUGAAUCGUUUCGUAUGUAAACAGUAUAAAACCUGAAGGCGUGCUGACUCGUUCAAACUAGCUACCAAGUUAGAACCGCGGUGAAAGGAAAAGUGUCUUACAAAGUUUAGUAUAACAUAUUCAGAUGGCGAAUUAUGAAGUUGAUGAUUGCAGAGAGGUGUUUUUGUUAUACGAUCGAGUUGGAGAUCACAAGAUAGAUGUCCACGAAGUAGGCGAAGUUUUGAGAGCUUUGGGUUCAAAUCCAACAGAAAGCGAGCUAGUUAAGCUGGAACAGCAGUUCAAGGCUGGUAAACGUAUUUCGUUUGAAGCAUUUUGGCCGAUAUUCCAAGCAACAAAACCACGAAAGUUAACUCCAGCUAUUAAAGCGUCGUUUGUUGAAUGCUUCAAAGUGUUUGAUAGAAAUGCAAAUGGUACAAUAAGCUCUGCAGAAUUUCGACAGCUACUCACAAAUCUUGGGGACCGAUUAAGCGAUGAGGAAGUUGAUCUUCUUUUGGCUGGCCAGGAGGACAACAAUGGCCAGAUUCAUUACGAAAACCUCGUAACAUCCAUCACUUCAGUUUAAAACGUCGGAACUAAACGACUGUCAUUCAUAUUAUUUCUGUAGUCAUUCAAUGUACAUAAAACGAUCGAUCAAAGUUGAAAUAUACUGAUGCAUACAUGUAUA